CCCCGUCCAUGAUCCGCUUUGCAUGCCUGUCCGGUCCCCUGGAACAAAACAUCAACUUUCGCGACAAGACUCCGACAUAGUCAGUCGAUAUAUACAUCGGCUAAACCCAACUGAACAACGAUAGACUGCAGACUUGUACCCUCGACCCAUACCUUUCGCGACCUCGCCCAAUUUCUCUCUUCCCAGAUCCAGCCAUGACUGAACUCUCAGGACGUCAUGUUGUUUAUUGCGGUGUGUGCUCCCUGCCGCCCGAGUACUGCGAAUACGGCGGAACCGUCAAGAAGUGCCAGCAAUGGCUCGAGAAGAACCAGCCGACCAUGUACUCGAGGAUAUGGUCUCCAGAGGUGCUCGAGGCCGAGAUGGCAUCGCUGUCAGUCGAGGCGCAGGAGCGGGCCAUGAAGGACGCCAAGAAGAAGGCGGCCAAGGCCGAGGCGGCCGAGCAGAAGCAGGCCGACAAGCGCGCCAACAGCGUGGUGACCAUCAAGCGCAUUGAGCGCAACAAGAGGAAAUACGUCACUUCGGUGAGCGGGUUGGAGGCGUUUGGCUUGGAGUUGAAGAAGGUUGCCAAGGACUUUGGCAAAAAGUUCGCUACCGGCUCUUCGGUAACCAAGGUACCCAGCGGCGGAGAGGAGAUUGUCGUCCAGGGCGAUGUCAGCGGCGAGAUUGAGGAGUUCAUUCUCGAAAAGUAUAAGGAGGUUCCCGAAGACAACAUAGAACUCGUGGAAGACAAGAAGAAGAAGAAGGGCGAAGGAAGCUAAAUGUUUCGACUUCGACUUCGGUAUUGAAAGAGACUGCAGAGGCGCCUAAACCAGGCGGGAGUUAAUGAUAAAGUUCUGUUGAUAUUAAGAGGGCUAUCAGGAUUGUACUGGCUAUUUCGCUUUGGACCGAGGAAGAGAAGCUUUCUUUAAACGCUUGUGGGUGUGGGAAGAGGCGUUUCUAGCCCUGACGAGUAGCGAAAGACAAAAGCGCCAAAUGAUAAAAGGACUUGAAUUUGCAAUGUCCCACUGUCCCUCAAUGUACCCUUCCAGACCUAAUACAUAAUGCCGAACUCUGCGCAGCUGACACCUAGCGGCGGUCCUGAUAUCUAUACAAACCAACGCCAAACCGUAACAAUGCUAAUCCCACAGCGUACAACCUGAACGGGCUCCCUCCAUAUCCAUACACCAGCAAUGAAAAGACAUACGAAA
This is a messenger RNA of Neurospora tetraspora, 1187 nucleotides long. Its product is annotated as translation initiation factor SUI1. NCBI's taxonomy places the organism in Eukaryota, Fungi, Ascomycota, Sordariomycetes, Sordariales, Sordariaceae. Bases 195 to 758 code for a protein of 187 amino acids. Gene Ontology annotation, biological process: translation reinitiation; formation of translation preinitiation complex. The record is from RefSeq and is a predicted model, not a curated record. Gene Ontology annotation, molecular function: mRNA binding; translation initiation factor activity. The transcript has 4 exons.